Tigriopus californicus is the source of this 1011-nucleotide messenger RNA. RefSeq lists its product as uncharacterized. Lineage: Eukaryota; Metazoa; Arthropoda; Copepoda; Harpacticoida; Harpacticidae. Gene Ontology annotation, molecular function: nucleic acid binding. The coding region runs from base 1 to 1011 and encodes 336 amino acids. The record is from RefSeq and is a predicted model, not a curated record. The transcript has a single exon.
AUGGCGGCAAAAAGGCAAAAAAUUGCUGAUUUGCUCCACGCCCAUGUGCCAGUCAAGCAGAUUUGCGAGAUUGUUGACUGCAAGAAGACACUUGUUUAUGACGUGAGGAGGAUGGUGAAGGAAGGCAAAAGCCUUGAGAGAACCAAGGGAAGUGGUGGCCACAACAAAAUCAUCACAGACAACUUUUUGAACGAUCUCCACUGCAAAAUCGAGGCUGAUCCAAGCAGAUCCAUCAGGAAGUUGGCCAAGGACCUCAAUGUGAGCAGGAUGACCGUCCUCAGGGCUGUAGGACAGCUUGGUCUCAAGUCCUAUGUGCGCAGAAGACGCCAGCUCUUAUCAGAAUCCUCCAAGAACAGCAGGCUGGAACGUGGCAAGAUCUUGAUCAAUCAGCUCAAGAAGAAGCCAAGGUCCACUGUCCUGGUCUUCUCAGACAAGAAGAACUGGACAGUGGACCAAGCUAGGAAUGCCAGAAACGAUCGAUUUUUGGCCUAUUGUGUUGAUGAGGUGCCUUGCAUCAACCAGACUAAGCAUCCAGCAUCAGCCAUGAUGCUGGGAGUUGUAUCCUCAGAUGGCAAAAGGAUGCCCCCUUACUGGUUCCCCAAGGGGCUCAGGGUGGGGGCCAAAGAGUACUUGGAGGUCAUGCAGGAGGUGGUCAAACCUUGGCUUGAUGCCACCUAUCCUGACAACAAUUACAUCUGGCAGCAGGACUCUGCUCCUGGUCACAAGGCAAAGGUGGUCCAGACAUGGUGCAAGGACAAUUUGGCAGGAUUCUGGCCUUCCAACUUUUGGCCCCCAUCAUCUCUGGACUGUGCACCCCUGGAUUAUGGCAUAUGGGGCUAUGUAGAGUCCAAGGCAUGUGCCACUCCUCACAGUAGUGUGGAUGCCAUGAAGGCUGCUGUUGAGAGAGAGUGGGCUGCCAUGGAUGAGGAGUAUGUCUCCAGGGUCUGCAGAUCAUUCAGGCCUAGGCUUGAGGCCAUGGUGGAGGCUGAGGGAGGCCACUUUGAGGUUUGA